Messenger RNA from Pygocentrus nattereri (red-bellied piranha), 3362 nucleotides. It is a transcript of the gene nbr1b, whose product is annotated as NBR1 autophagy cargo receptor b. Gene Ontology annotation, molecular function: ubiquitin binding. NCBI's taxonomy places the organism in Eukaryota, Metazoa, Chordata, Actinopteri, Characiformes, Serrasalmidae. Gene Ontology annotation, biological process: macroautophagy. The transcript is spliced from 22 exons. The record is from RefSeq and is a predicted model, not a curated record. Gene Ontology annotation, cellular component: phagophore assembly site. The coding region runs from base 156 to 3143 and encodes 995 amino acids.
GUCCCGCGGUGGGCGUGGCCACACCGCUGAUGUAAACACAGACACACGGAUCAGAUUAGCCCCGGCUAAACACCGUAAGGCCGCACCGUCGAGGAUUCCUUUACAAACCGUGCUAAACCAUCUAUGCAGCGUUUAACUAACAGUGUGUAACAGCCAUGGAUUUCUAUAUCAACCUGAAGGUGAAUUUCAGAGGGAACACGAAGAGUUUUCUGCUGUCCGGCUCGGAGACGAAGAGCUGGGAGACGGUGGAGGCCACGGUGAAGAGGUCUUUCGGCUUAUGCAAUCUCCAGCUGACAUACUUUGAUGAGGAAAAUGAAGAGGUUUCAAUCAACAGCCAGUUGGAGUAUGAAGAGGCUCUGAAGAGUGCAGCCCGACAGGGGAACAGGCUGCAGAUGAAUGUUUAUGAGACCCGCGGCACCACGGGCAGAGUGCCUGGCCCGGCACCAGCCCUGAGUUUGGCUCAGGUGAAGACGGGCACCAUCCCAGAACCCAAGAAAGGCUUCCGGCCUCCGCAGCACUGCCCGGCUCUGGCGCAGGUGGUGAGCCGAAAGGUCCAGGCUGCUGUGCCUGAAGAGGGUUUAGUGACCCUUAAUGAGCUUAAAGGUGGUAAAGUUGAGGAUAAGACACCUCCAGCCUGGUUUACGUCUUAUAUGGAAAAGUUUAAGGACCAGGUAGUUCGAGAAGCAGUGGAGAAGAUCUGCAGGGAGUUUUCUGGUCAGUGCUGUAUCCAUAAGCCUGUUGGAGCGGAGGCCCAAGUUCCUGAGGUUUCGUCCUCCACGCUGCCUGGAGCUCCUAGCUCAGCACCAGCCUGCAGCAGCUGCCGUGGACAGACUGCAGGUGGAGGAUACCAGUGCAGUGUCUGUACAUCCUGCACUCUGUGUGAGCCUUGUAGCUUCUCUCAUGACCCCAGUCACAACCUGGUGAGGGCCAGAACCCCCCUCUCCAUCCCCGAACAUGGCUCCCCAGCUCCAGACCACAGCAGGUUCUACAGGCGGGGGGACCGGAGUUUUCGGAAGGCGGAGAAACAGCGCUUGAAGGCAGAGAAGCGUCAGCUAAAGGCGGAGGUGAAGGAGAUCAGGAAGCAGCUGAGGAUGGAGCGGAGGGGGUUGCAGUGGGGAUCAGCUGGAGACGGUAGCUCCUCUCCAGUUCUGCUGCAGCCUCGAGCCACACAGGCCAACAGCCCAGAGCGUCCUAAGCGUCCGUGUCCUCUGGCUGUGCCCGCUAUGACGGCUCUGCUGCUGGACGAGAACCUGCCAGACGGAUCACGUCUGCGGCCAGGGACCAAGUUCAUAAAGUACUGGAAGAUGAAGAACAGCGGCAGAAUGUCCUGGAGCUCAGAGACCAAACUGAAGUUUAUGUGGGGGAACCUGGCGGUGGGUUCAGGUGAGCGGUGGAGGGAGGUUCCCGUGCCUACGCUGCAGCCAGGUCAGGUGGGCGUGGUCAGCGUGGCACUCUGUGCUCCGACUUUGGAGGGCACUUACACCUCCCACUGGCGUCUGGCACACAGAGGGGAGCAGUUUGGGCCACGGGUUUGGUGCAGCAUCGUGGUGGACCCCCAUGCUCCUACUGCCAUCUCCGCUGAUGGCCUGCUAGUCUCCCCCUGCGUCACUCCUCACGAGAAAUCGGCUCGUACGCUGGAGAGAGAGGAGAAAUGUCGCGCUGCCUCCAGAGAACAGCUGCUCAUUACAGUGGACCAAGACUGUGACCAGGAAUUCUACAUUCCGUCUGUAGACCUACUUACAGCACAGGACUUGCUUUCAUUUGAGCUGCUGGACAUCAACAUUGUGCAGGAGCUGGAGAAUGUACCAAACAACACCCCAGCAGAUAUUACUCCAUGCAUAUCUCCUCUGCCCCAUGAUGCACUCCUUCAGGAGAAGCCAACUCUGGGGCUCAUCCAGGAGGAGGCAGAAGCCCAAGGAGUCAAUAGCAUUCUGGAAGUGACCCAGAGCCCGGAGUUAGGAGGAGUUCCAGCCCAGGAGAAAGGAGAGGAGAACAUCAUCAGCCGGCAGUUUGUGAGCGAGUCAGUGAUCCGCUCUCUCACACUGGGAGAGGUGUUGGACCACAGUGUCCUUCACGGGAGAUGCCCCACUAAAGUGUUGCGUCCAGCGCCGCAGGGCUCAGUGUCUCUUUGUGAGAGGAAAGCAGAGAAAGUUUCAGAAAACAGCCCAGAUGAUAGUCCUGUCUCAGAUCCACUUAAAGAGGAGACAGGAGUGAUCCCAGCCCCAGCUCAGCUCCACACAGACAUGGAGGCAAUUCCUGAUCCUGCUCCUCUCCUGGCGGUUCCUGCUGAGCAGAUCACUGCAGAUGAAGGUAACGAGUCUGACAUUGAACAGAUCUUGGUGGAUCCAGUCAGCGGUGAGCGGUUCGAGGAGGAGGAGUUGGACAGCAAGAAGAGGAAAGAGGAAGAAGAGGAGAAAACAAAAGAUGAAGCCUCAGAAGGAGGGAAAGAGACUCGUAGCAGAACAUCCUCAGCUUCAUCUGAAGAUUACAUCAUCAUCCUGCCGGACUGCUUCGACACCAGCCGGCCGCUUGGAGAAUCUAUGUACAGCUCGGCUCUGUCGCAGCCUGGUGAUGACUUAGCUGGAGCUGAUCAGCUGGACACAGAGAUCCACUCACCCAGCAGUGCAUGUGUUAGCGCCGAUGCUAAUGACAUGCUGUGUGCCUCGCAGACUCUAGACUCUGUUCCCCUCACUCCAGUCAUUGUAGCUGCACCCAGACCCUCUGGAAAGUCCAGCUCAGAAACGGAGGAACAGCCAGAAGAGCCAGAGCAACCUGGGAGCAAAGAGAAAGAGGAGCAGGAGCAGGAUUUGGCGUCCAGUCCCUCAGAGCCUGGGAGCUCUUGUCCAGCUGACUCUGAGAUACAGGAACUCAAAGCAAACAGUAUAACUGGAGGUUUAGUGAAAGGUGCUCUCUCCGUAGCUGCAUCUGCCUAUAAAGCUCUGUUUACGGGGCAGCCUGGCCCUGAACAGCUUCCUGAGGAAGCUGCCACGCAGGAUGCCAUGAUGGCCGUCCUGGUGGAAAUGGGCUUCGGCGACCGAGCGCUGAACCAGCGUUUGCUGCAGAAACACGGCCGCAACCUUCUGGACGUGGUCAACGAACUGGUGCACAUGCAAGACAACGACUGGUACUCCACCCGCUACUGACACCGCUGUAGUACUCCGUCUACUUUCUCUCCGUCUCCCCUUCUGUGUGCAUUUGUUAUUGACCGUGAUCCAGAGUGUUUCCAUGAUCCACAUCAAAGGGGAAUUCCACUGAUUUUUCUGAAUUCAUGCACCUAAUUAAACUGUUAUGAUGUAAACAGAGCCGUUCGGAGUGGUUUGGUGUGAAACGCUCAGUUCUAGAGAAACUUACCAAGUCAGAAU